AUGCCGAUUGACUUGUGCAAGACGCCAUGGAACGUCCAGAAGAUCUGUGAGGAGGCCACCUUAAAGGAGCUCAAUGCAGAUCUCCGGCGGGCGAUAACGCGCGGUGAGUCCGUGCCGAGGGAGUACAAGUUGCAGGCGCCUGGGGAGGAGGUGCAGCUUCAGGGCAUGCGCCGCCACGAAGGGCUGAACGGACGUCAGGGCGAGGUCUUGAGCCGCAUUGCGGAUGAUCAGGGAUUCCUCCUGGUGCGCGUUCAGAUGGAGGAUGGGGCAGCAAA
Messenger RNA from Symbiodinium necroappetens, 275 nucleotides. Lineage: Eukaryota; Dinophyceae; Suessiales; Symbiodiniaceae. The record is from the annotation of a GenBank genome assembly.